Messenger RNA from Diuraphis noxia (Russian wheat aphid), 527 nucleotides. RefSeq names its product NADH dehydrogenase (ubiquinone) MLRQ subunit (gene ND-MLRQ). Gene Ontology annotation, cellular component: respiratory chain complex IV. The record is from RefSeq and is a predicted model, not a curated record. Lineage: Eukaryota; Metazoa; Arthropoda; Insecta; Hemiptera; Aphididae.
CUUCAUAGACGAAUAUAGGGGAUACGUAAAAUUUAUUUCGCUCAUUUGACAUUUCACGCCUUCUCGUUUUACGUUUAGGCACUCACGUUAGUUGUUAAUUGGAAUUUUUUAAGAUUAUUAAUUAUUUUAUAACUUUAGAGUAUUAACAAAAAAUUCAAAAUGGUUAUGCCAGGAAUGUCAAUAGAGAGCUUGAAAAAACACAAGUCGUUAAUCCCAUUAUUCUUUUGUCUGGGUGUUGGUAUGAGUGGUGCUGCUUUCUAUCUGACUCGAUUGGCAAUGAAAAACCCAGAAGUAACAUGGCACCCAAAGAAAAAUCAAGAGCCAUGGGAAKCAUAUAAAGAAAAAACUUACAAAUUUUAUUCUACCAGCACAGAACCUCCAGUCAGUCCAGCUCCUAAAUACUAGAAAUUCAUCUAUAAACAUCAAUAUUGUUUGAUCGGUUAUAUAAAAUGAACAUAGUGUUAUGAAUUUUUUUUUUGCUGUGUUUUCCAUAUUAAAUAAAGAAUUAAUGUUAAAUUGUACUUAGA